Chelmon rostratus (copperband butterflyfish) is the source of this 3010-nucleotide messenger RNA. RefSeq names its product ATP-sensitive inward rectifier potassium channel 10-like. The record is from RefSeq and is a predicted model, not a curated record. Lineage: Eukaryota; Metazoa; Chordata; Actinopteri; Chaetodontiformes; Chaetodontidae. The coding region runs from base 226 to 1488 and encodes 420 amino acids. Gene Ontology annotation, cellular component: plasma membrane. Gene Ontology annotation, biological process: potassium ion import across plasma membrane; regulation of monoatomic ion transmembrane transport. The transcript is spliced from 7 exons. Gene Ontology annotation, molecular function: inward rectifier potassium channel activity.
UAAAAAGGCUGGGGAGAGGGAGACAGAGAGUUUCUAAGCAUGAAUAAAACGGAGUGUCGCGGGACGCAGGCUGCUGAAGUUACUCUUCCUGCAGAUUUACAGUCCCAGUUGUGUGGUGCGAGCAUGCGUAUGACAACAAAGCAGACAUGUGGACGAAAGGCUGAGGCUCCGGGCUCCUAACUCCUCUCUGCACGGCUCAAUUAGAUUGCAAUCCCAGUUGAAAAGAUGACAUCUGCCACACCUCCGUCCUCUCGUAGCUCCUCCCCGCAGAAGGUUUGCCACUCCCAGACACAGACAGAUGUUUUAAAGCCCCUGCUGGGCGGUGGCAUAUCCGGCGGAGGUGGGACUCUGAGGAAGAGGAGGCGUGUCCUGUCCAAAGAUGGCCGUAGCAACGUGCGCAUCGAGCACGUCAGCGGGCGGAGUGCCCUCUACAUGCGUGACCUGUGGACAACAUUUCUGGACAUGCAGUGGCGCUACAAGUUCUUCCUGUUCACGGCCACGUUUGCGGGGACCUGGUUCCUGUUCGGAGUGCUGUGGUACCUGGUGGCACUGGUGCACGGAGACCUGCUUGAGUUCGACCCUCCGUCAAACCACACGCCCUGCGUGAUGCAGAUGCAGACCCUGACGGGGGCUUUCCUCUUCUCCCUGGAGUCCCAGACGACCAUUGGUUAUGGUUUCCGCUGCAUCACUGAGGAAUGUCCAGCCGCCAUCAUCCUCCUCAUCAUCCAGCUCGUCAUCACCAUGCUGAUGGAGAUCUUCAUCACUGGUACCUUCCUGGCCAAGGUUGCUCGGCCAAAGAAACGAGGCGAGACGGUGAAGUUUAGCCAACACGCUGUGGUGUCGACCCACGAAGGUCGACCCUGCCUGAUGAUCAGGGUGGCCAACAUGCGCAAGAGUCUCCUGCUCGGGUGUCAGGUGACAGGAAAACUCCUCCAGACGUCGCUGACCAAGGAAGGCGAGACGGUGCGUCUGGACCAGAGGAACGUGCCCUUCCAAGUGGACACGUCCAGUGACAGCCCCUUCCUCAUCCUGCCCCUCACCUUCUACCACCUCAUCGAUGACAACAGCCCUCUGCGAGCCUGGGCAGCCAAGGGUGGGGGCUGGACAGAUCCAGAGUUGGCAGACUUUGAGCUGCUGGUGAUCAUGAGCGCUACGGUCGAGCCAACCUCCGCCACCUGCCAGGUACGCACCUCCUACCUGCCGGACGAGAUUCUCUGGGGCUACGAGUUUCCCCCUGUGGUCUCCCUUUCCCCAUCAGGCAAAUAUGUAGCAGACUUCGCCUUCUUCGACAAAGUGGCCAAGACGAAGACCACUCCCAUCUUCAAACCAUCCAGCCCCCAGCACGGGUACCAGAGCAACGGGGGCGGGACUGUGCCUGAAUUGUCCGAUCCAGACAAGAUCCGUCUGGAGCAGAGCUACAGGGAGAGGGGGGAGGACCGCGGCCGGGCAAGAGACGCUCCUCUCAGCGUUCGCAUCAGCAAUGUGUGAACAGAUGGAAGGUUCAGAUGGGAGCGCUUCAUAGAGAGAAAUGCACAGGAGACUGGUUUGCUGGCAACAGUGAAUCUCUGAUAAACAUGACAUCAACACAGUUGGGAGACUGUCUUUUUAGACUGAUUUGAACUUAUAUCGGAAUAUCUAGGUCCCAUUAGCACCAAAUGAUGCAGAAAGCAAAUAUGGAAGACUACAGACCGCUGGUCAACUUCAUGUGUGUCAUUGUCAUACGUUUGCUGGGAUAAUGCAUGUUUUACACUGGUUUGACUAUUCAUAUGACGGCAUAACACUGCCUAACUGCAGCUACUGUAUGUAUGUUGGAUCAUAUACUGUAGACACUUUAAUAACAACAAAACAUAAUAGGUUGGUUUAUUUAUUCACACAGAAAAAAAAUCGAAUGGAACAAAACAAGCAGAGGAGAGCACAGAAACUUCGGUGGGUUUGUUAGGGUUUUCCCCUGAGGAAAAAGAGAAAAACACACGAAGGACUGAAAGGGGUAAGGCCAGUAUGAUGGGGGCGGCAGGGAAAACCCACAGAAGAGGUAGAACCUGCUUUUACAAAAGUCGUAUAACUCUGAUUGUUCGCUUCUAUUGCAGUAAAAACACCAAUGAGUAGCUCAGCCAGGUUAUUUAGAGCUCUUAAAAUGCCCACCCACAACUCUGUUACAACACUCUCAAGAUGAGUUUGUAUUCCUGUUGUGAAACAGCAGAAGUGCUGGAUUUAAAGACGCGCAAUGUGUAUUGUACAUGGCAAUGCACUGUAAUAUGUUAGAUAAAGCACUUUGGAGGUUCUGUCAUAGUAACGUAGCACCACAAGGGGAACGUAGACAAACUUCGAUUGCUGUUAGCACUUUAUGUGAGUACAUGAUGUACGUUCGCACCUUAGGAAGGUUAGCUGCCUCUGUCUGGAAGCUUAAGAUGUGUGUUUUUUUUAAUACUACUAAAACCUCGUACACACUGACUAUCUGAGGCGUCUGGAAUUGAUACUUUAAGACAGAUGAUAGUUUUUUACCAGUACAAAGUUUGUCUUUCUCAGUGGCCUCAAACAAACAGCUGCAGUUGUGACUGCCCAUCUGGUUACUAUAAACACUGAGGAAGCUCUCCUCUCUGUGGGAAGUAUAGGAGCCUUCUGUGCUUUCAUUUCGAGUUAAUAUUAACCUUAUCAAAUUAACAUCGGAUAUUUUGUCAAAGCCCCCUUUAUUUAAGGACGUGAAGAGGACUUUUAAUAUGGCUGCACCAGACGUCACCUGAGUGCUGAGAGAAACGAGAAUGUGUAAGUGAUGUUGUGAGUCACCGAUAAUGAUUCUGUUGGAAUGGAAACGUGUGACAGCUAUGGUUAGGCAUGAGAUGAAGCAAGGACGAGUAUGAUAGAGAUCAACAUGUUGGAAAUUGCAUGUAUUUGUAACAUUUCCUUAAUUAACAUCAAGCUCUGGAAUGUUAGUAGUGUUUAAAAAGCAGAUGGAGAUAUCAAAUGAGACAAAUUCUCUCUAAAAAGUGAUUUAAUAAAGCUGAUUAUGAGU